Molecule: messenger RNA, 2889 nt
Organism: Spodoptera frugiperda (fall armyworm)
Lineage: Eukaryota; Metazoa; Arthropoda; Insecta; Lepidoptera; Noctuidae
Gene: gbb
Product: protein 60A
Exons: 7
Coding region: 69-1322 (417 amino acids)
Biological process (GO): BMP signaling pathway; SMAD protein signal transduction
Cellular component (GO): extracellular region
Molecular function (GO): cytokine activity; growth factor activity
Source: RefSeq, a predicted model, not a curated record
CCGGCUGAUCCCGCCGCGCGCCUCUGCGCUCAGUUCUCGCCAGUCGAGUGAGCGCUCCGAUAGCGAACAUGGCUUGUCCGAAGACGAUGUGCUUGUGCGCGUGUUUUAUUUUGUUUACUGUGGCGGCAGAGGCCGCCCUCUCCGGAUUGUAUAUCGACAAUGGCGUGGAUCAGACUGUCAUACAUCACUCGAUGACAAGACACGAGCGGAUGGUGGUAGAACAUGAGAUAUUAGAACUGUUAGGUCUUGGGGAGAGGCCACGUCGAGCUCGAGCGCCUCCGCUGGACCGUUCGGCGCCCAGUUUCUUAUUAGACGUAUACAAGCAGCUUGCCGAAGAACAUGAGCAGGCUCGCCCGACUCGUAGCUCGGAGAUGGCCCUCAGCGGUGAUGAGCAGCAUGCUAUUGAUGAGAGUGACCUCAUCAUGACCUUUCAGAGCAAGAGGCAUCAUUUGGGAGCAUUACGACAUGGUCACGGCCGACACGUCUGGUUCGAGGUGACAGGAGCACCUGGCGAUGCGUCUGCGCUUUUGUCAGCGGAACUGCGUUUACACCAAGCGCCUACGCACACCGAGGACCCAACCGCCCUCUACACAGUCGUUGCUCACAGGGUUAUCAGCGUUGACAAUUUGGGGAGUUUGCAAAUGGAGAAGGUGGCCGCGGUGAAUACUAGUGCUGGUGCCGAGGGCUGGUUGGAGCUGAAUGUGACUAGUGCGCUGGGGGCGUGGCUCUCAUCUCCGGCAGACAAUCGAGGCUUCUUCAUUACGCUGCAUCCUCACUCGCAGCCAGAACGUCACGUGAAGCCUGAAGAGAUUGGUUUGGAGGAGCCUCGUGGAGUUAUAGUGGAGGGGAAGCAGCCGUUCGUAGUGGCCUUCUUCAAGAGUGGACCGAAGCUGGCCGGCGCAGACGCAGGCGCUCGGAGGAAGCGCGAGGCGAGGCGGUGGCGCUCCCACGGAUAUUCUGAGAACUACCUUAGGAAUCCACUUACAGAUACAUCUCAUUGGACCACGAGAAGUUGUGAGAUCCAGACUUUGUACGUCAGUUUUAAGGACUUAGAAUGGCAGGACUGGAUCAUAGCUCCGGAUGGUUACGGUGCGUUCUACUGCAGCGGCGAGUGCAACUUCCCUCUGAACGCGCAUAAGAAUGCCACCAACCACGCCAUCGUACAAACUCUAGUACAUCUACUCAAUCCUACGAAGGUUCCGAAGCCGUCGUGUGCGCCGAUCAAGCUGUCCCCGAUAUCAGUGUUGUACUACACGGAUGACUCCAACGUAAUCUUGCGCAAGUACAAAAACAUGGUCGUCAAGAGUUGUGGCUGUCAUUGAUUGGGAAAACACUGUAUUCAACGAAACACUAGUCUCUUAACAUUACGCUUCUAAGUAAAUUUUAGCAGAAGCUGUAGUUUACUCAAUAAUUAGAAUUAGUUUGUAUAUUAUUUAAGUAAACGUUUCGAUUUAAGAGAAAGAAAUAAUUGUACUAAAAACAGAAGUAUAAUUUGGUUGAGCCAUUUAGUAAACACGUCUCAAAUGUAGAGUACCUAGCUUAAUAUAGAGCCAAAUCAAAAAUUCGUGACAAAUGUGAUUUAUUAUCAUAUUGAUGUCAAUGAAUCUACUUAAGUUCAAUAACAUAUAUCAAAUUUAUUUAAUAAAAGUAUUGUUGCCAUCGUAAAUAAAUUGUAAGUAGGUAGUAUUGAUAAAAUUUGCAGUAAUAUGAACAAUCAAUUAAUCAUGAUAAAAUGAGUAACGUAAUAUAGUCUUAUCUAUUUGUGUCACAGAAACAAGAAAAGAGUUUAAUAUGCAGUAGGAUUAUUGCUUGGAUAUAAAAUUAGCAUUUUUAUAACUGAAACAUUAAUUCACUUGUGCGUCCGAAAAGUUGGAACGUUGUUUUGUAUUCUGUUUUAUUUCUCUACAUUUUAUGAUUGUAUUUUUAUAAUGUACUUUAGAUAUGUACCUGUAAACGUUUUAAUAUAAAAGAACUGAUGGUCAUCUAGUGUUUUAGUGGUAAAUAGAUUUCUCGAAAAAAAAAAAUGAAAUGAUCUGUUAUACUUAGCAUCUAUGAUAUGUAUUGCUUUAAUUAAGUUUUAUUACUUACGAAUAUUUAUAAAGCAUGUUUAAGAUUUAUAAAAAAGUGUGAUCAUAAUUGUAACACACAUAUAAAGUCAACUUGCCUUCCCAGAAUUACAAAGUCACCUUGUACUAUCGCUGUGAUUGCUGUACUAUAGGAUCGCGUAAAUACUCCGUCCUUCUCCUUUCCAGUGGGAUAUCCACAGAAUAUAUUUUUUAUAUGUUUAUAUUGAAUUGUUUUGUAAAGGACAGUCUACAGUUGUAAAGGAUAUUAACAACAAAGAAUAUAUUGAUGGUUAUGAGUCCGAAAAAUAAAUAUUCGAUUCGACAUUAACCAAUCGACUUCCCAUUUCCACUAUUUUUGUUUUUAUGUUUAAAAUUCUUUAUCAAAUCUUUAUCCGGAGAAUGACCCUGCAAUUGUAAUUGUACCUACACACUCGUUUUAAUAACAUGUCGUAACGCCCCCGUGCGCUGUUGUAAAAUAAUAUAGUUAGUUCUACAAGAAAUAUAAAGAAAAUAGGUUCUUUCAACAAGGGUCAUAACAAAAAGAGAUUUAUCCAAUUUGAUGCAAGCAUUCUUAAGUUAUGGCGUCGCCAAAGGAAUAAGGGAUUUUUAUUAUAAAAUAAAUUAUGUAAUUCGUAAUUAUAAUGCCAUCUUUAGUUAAGAAAAUCAGAACAAUUUGUAUUUUACUUUAGCCAAGUAAUGUAUGUGCCAAUUCAACAACAAGUUUUUUGAUGAAUAUUUACAUGUCAUAGUUUAUAUUAUUUUGUACAAUGAAAAUAAUGAAUUUAAGAUGUAAAAUUGUGUAAUAAAGGAUUUUACUUUUUUA